Messenger RNA from Culex quinquefasciatus (southern house mosquito), 1572 nucleotides. RefSeq names its product lipase 1. The record is from RefSeq and is a predicted model, not a curated record. NCBI's taxonomy places the organism in Eukaryota, Metazoa, Arthropoda, Insecta, Diptera, Culicidae. Gene Ontology annotation, molecular function: hydrolase activity, acting on ester bonds.
GCUUAGUUUGGUUCGAAACAUGAUCCGGUGUGGUUUGCAUCUGGUGACACUUCUUUGCACGAUCCAGGUCGCGAUUGGUCUGAACCCGGAUGUGUUAUUGCGAAGAUCCAUCACCAAGCACGGUUAUGAGGCGGAACUGCACAAGGUGGUCACCGAAGAUGGCUACAUUUUGAGCAUGAGUCGAGUACCGGGUCUAGGGAAGCCUCCCAUGCUGAUCAUGCACGGAUUACUCGGUUGUUCAGCGGACUAUACCGUGCAAGGACCGCAGAAGUCAUUGGCAUUCCUGGCAGCUGACUCUGGAUACGAUGUUUGGUUGGGAAACAAUCGGGGUACGACCUUCUCCAUGAAUCAUAGCACACUGGAUCCGAAAUCAAAGCAGUUCUGGGACUUUAGCUUCCAUGAGCUGGGUGUGUACGACCUACCAGCUAUGGUCAACUACAUUCUGCAAGCAACAAACAGUGAAAAGCUCCACUACGUUGGUCACUCCCAAGGUACGACCCAGUUCUUCGUGCUGACCAGCUCACGUCCAGAGUACAACGAAAAGUUCUCCAGUGUUCAUCUAUCAGCUCCAGUGGCAUUCCUCGACCAUGCAACCACACCAGCGAUCUACCUCGUCAACCGAGUAGACGAACUCAUGGCUGCUUCUCAACUCAUGCAAAUCUACAACCUCUUCGGAAGGGGACACCCCAAAUCCUACAUGGACACAAUCGCUUUCGCUUCCCGAACCGGCUACCUCCCGCCGGGUCUGAUCCUCACCAACAUCUGGUACUUCAUCGGCUACCACGACUCCAUCAACCGAACCCUCCUCCCAGACAUCCUCGACCACCCCGCCGGAGCAUCCGUCCUCCAACUGCUCCACUACAUCCAAAUCUACAACGCCAAACGCUUCCAACAGUUCGACUACGGUCCGGAAGAAAACCUCCGCCGUUACAACAGCACCAUCCCUCCGGAGUACCCCCUCCACCGCAUAACCACCCCCAUCCAUCUCUACACCAGCGAUUACGACAACUUCAACCAACCACAAGACGUGGACCAGCUGACCCGGCGCCUGCCCAACGUGGCGCUGAAGUUCAAGGUCCCCGUCGCGCGCUGGAACCACUUGGACUUCUUCUUCGACGUCGACGCCCACCAUCUGUAUCGGGUGAUGCUGGGCGCGAUGGCGAAACUCAACUAACUGCAAGACUGUCGCAACGCCGCAUCGUUAGCUGCUAUAUUGUGUGGCCCACAAAGGUACAGCUUCAGAAGUGCUUCUAUUUGGCUGUUUAUCUUCUAUUGCACUUGUGAAUUGUUUGAAAAUGGCAAUAAAAACGUGGCGUGCCUCUGGCGGUUGACCGUAGGACGACGACGAUGGACAUCUGCUGCUGCUACUGGGUGCUGGGUUAAAGUUUGUUUUUCAAGAAAACAGGUACCGAAAGAUAGAGAUAAGUGGAAGGUUGGAGAUUUUUUGUGCAUUUUUUAACUGAUGCAGAUUGUGCGAAAAAAGACGCUGUUGGGAUGAUGCCAGUUUUAUGCAUGGACAAGUUGUUAAAAAGACUUGUUGGAACAUUUAUUUUUAGCAUUGUGGUGAUAAUU